GGGGGAUCAUGACGUCAGCCUCAGACAGAUCUCAGCGCGUUCGAUCAUGGAGCCAAGUUUGAAUGGCUAGUGAUUUAAAGCGUCGAUUCCGCGGCCGCUCCACACUACAUGGAACCAGAUAAACGGCUGUUUUAUUUUGGUCCGUGAAAAAGAAUCGUUCCUACUCAGUGACGUUUUGGUGCUCGAAUGCAUAAUAUCGCGUAGGAGUCACUGUGUGCGCGUUGAACGUUUGCUCUUUGCCUGUUUUCCUUCAUCGCUAAAUGGAGUCACGGGUGGAAUUCAGUCGCGAGGAGAUCAACAGUACAGUAUGGGAAGUUCCGAACAAGUACGUUUGCUUAAAGCAGAUCGGAAUGGGAGCUUAUGGCAGCGUGUGCUCGGCCAUUAAUAAUAAAUCCAAAGAGAAGGUGGCCAUCAAGAAGCUGCACCGACCCUUUCAGUCAGAGAUCUUCGCGAAGAGAGCCUAUCGUGAACUGAGGCUGCUCAAACAUAUGAAACAUGAAAAUGUAAUAGGCUUGUUAGACGUCUUCACUCCUGCCUCCAGACUGGACGACUUCCAAGACUUCUACCUGGUGAUGCCAUACAUGUACACAGACCUCUCUAAAGUCAAGGGCAUCCUUACAGAAGACCGUAUCCAGUUCCUGGUCUAUCAAAUGCUGUGCGGACUAAAGUACAUUCAUGGUGCUGGCAUCAUUCACAGAGACCUCAAACCAGGAAACCUGGCUGUGAACCAAGACUGUGAGCUGAAGAUCCUGGAUUUUGGCCUGGCGCGUCAUACAGAAGCAGAGAUGACCGGUUACGUGGUGACGAGGUGGUACCGGGCCCCUGAGGUCAUUCUAAACUGGAUGCACUACACGCAGACAGUGGAUAUCUGGUCUGUUGGGUGUAUCAUGGGUGAAAUGUUCAAUGGGAAAACACUCUUUAAAGGAAAAGACUACAUGGACCAGUUGAUUCAGAUAAUGAAAGUAACAGGGACACCAGGUCCAGAAUUUAUUGAGAAACUAGAAAACCCAGAGGCAAAAAGCUAUGUCAAAUCCCUGCCCCACUAUCCACGCAAAGACUUCUCAACAUUGUUUCCCAGAGCCAGUAAAAAAGCGGUAGAUCUGCUUGAGAUGAUGCUGGUGUUAGAUGCUGAUGCUCGUCUCACUGCUGAUGGUGCGUUGGCACACAGUUAUUUUGAUGGCCUGAGAGACCCAGAGGACUCCCCAGUGCCCACGCCAUACGAUGAUCGCUACGACAACGCCACAUUGCCCUUAGAAGAGUGGAAACGUUUAUCGUUUAAAGAAGUGAGGAGCUUUGUUCCUUUCCCAAGAAGAGACUCAAAGAGAAGAAACACACUCACAAUGUCCUAGUGAUAGUGGGUCUGACAUUAUAUUGUGGUUAUGCAAUUUAGUUUCCGCCUAUGAACAAUUUAGAAUUGUUUAUUUACUCCUAUAAAGUAUAUGAAUAGCAGUAUGUUGUACAGUAACUGAAUAUGUGGAAUAUCUGGACAUCUGGUGAAUGAACAUUUUAUUUUGAUAUAGUGGUAACUGUCCUACAUUUAUCGCCAGUAUGCAUGUCACCUUAAGGGAUCAUUUGCUCACCCUCACACCAUUUAUAAAGAAUUUAUUCCAUCCCUGUGCUCUUUUAGACAACUCGUGGGCCAUAUUCAAAGUCAUCUAAAGACAUAUGGUAGCUUUUUGAGGGGAAGAAACAAACCUAAAUUAUCAAAUUAUUUUACGCAAAAAAGAAAAUAAUUUUAGAUGAUAUGAGGGUGAAUAAAUGAUGACAGACUUUUUAUUUUUAGUAAACUAUCCCUAAGUGCUAUCUGAUUUAAAAAGGAUAGCCUUGUACGAUUUUGUAUUUUAGUGUUAUGGAUCUUAAAGGUCAAGUAUUUCACAAUCAGUAUAACGUUAAAAAGUUUGGGGUAAGGGAAUUUUUAUUUUAAUUUUUUUUAUGUACCGUUAUACUCGUUUUCAACAAGGGUGCAUUAAAUUGACCAAAUAUAUAAAUUAAA
Messenger RNA from Carassius carassius (crucian carp), 1993 nucleotides. RefSeq names its product mitogen-activated protein kinase 13-like. NCBI's taxonomy places the organism in Eukaryota, Metazoa, Chordata, Actinopteri, Cypriniformes, Cyprinidae. Bases 261 to 1349 code for a protein of 362 amino acids. Gene Ontology annotation, biological process: intracellular signal transduction; protein phosphorylation. The transcript is spliced from 12 exons. Gene Ontology annotation, cellular component: nucleus; cytoplasm. Gene Ontology annotation, molecular function: ATP binding; MAP kinase activity. The record is from RefSeq and is a predicted model, not a curated record.